GGCUGCUGCAAUUCUCCCGUUUCGACAGACAAGAAAGAGCUUGCAAACCGAUCACAUCUACUGUCUCCAGUUUCUUUCUUUGAAACAGGUUGAAUCAGUUGUUCAUUAAAGCUGCCAAGAUGGUUUUCAGAGUGAGAAAAUGCAGGCUUCAACUUUUAAAACUAAUGAGUAUAACAGCAAUUGCUUUGGUCUUCAUCCUUUUAUGGAAUUUAUCUGGAUUUUCCUUCUGUCGUCAAGAGCCAAGCCUUUGUGCCUGUCACAAAUGUCUAACAGACAGUGAUCCUUGGUUUAAUUACCUUAUCAAUGAAGCACCUAAACCCUUUAUGUCACUGAAACAUAAACCCUCAGAGGAAGAUUUCAACUGGUGGAAGCUCUUGCAGCGGGACAAACAAAACUUCACUGUCUACAAUAAAACACUAGAAAGUGUGUUUCAGAAGAUAACACCAAUUGCAGAUGUUGAAGAACCUCGCCCGGAUCGCUGCAGGAGUUGUGCUGUGGUGGGAAAUUCUGGAAAUUUGAGAGGAUCACAUUAUGGGCCAAUGAUAGAUGCCCAUGAUAUCGUAAUAAGAAUCAAUCGUGGGCGUACCAAAGGCUAUGAAACAGAUGUUGGAAGCAAAAAAACUUAUCAUGUCAUGUAUCCAGAAAGUGCAACUAGAUUGGAAAACACCACUAGUCUUUUGUUUUUUCCAUUCAAAACAUCUGACUUUUUGUGGCUUCUCAAGGCCUCAAAUCCCAGACAAAAUGGUACCCGAAACUCUAAGAUGAUAGCUAACAAGGAUUUGAAAAUUCUGUUCAAUAUGGCUGCCCUUCUUGAGCGACUGGAGAGCACAUUUGGAGAAACUUGAGGACGCAUUGGAUGAGUCGACCCUCAUUGACACUCCAGUUGCCCUUCUCACAGUGGUUAAAGACGGCGCUUCCCAGGCCAGCCUGUUUUACUUCCUCAGUAAAAUGGGCUGAGGAAGUAAAACGGCAUCACCUAGUCGCCUUGUAGUGAAAGGCGACUAGGUGAUGCGUGAUAUUCCCAGAUUUGCAGAUGCAUUUGCUUUAUUGUUUGGCUUGAUGACGGCAAACCCCUGAAACCCCUGCCUACAUGCUCUUAAGGAAUAUAAGGCAAUGUUUGUUAGGACAUGCACUCUGUUACUGAGCACUUUGUUUGAAGCACUUUAUUUAAAGCACUUUAAGUUUACUACAGGCUUUGGGUGGAUUUAACUCCAUCAGUUUAUCUAAUUUUCCUAUACUUGACUUCCUGUUCUGGUUAUUUGGAAGCUGAUCGUCUUUCUUUGUACCCAUUUUAAAAAAAAUUGUUUUUCAUUUCUAUUUAAAAAAAAAAGUGAUUAGUAUUUGACUUUUUGUUUUGCAUUUUUGUGUAUUUUGGGAAAGAUACAAUUAGGACUGAUGUCGUCCUUUGUGAUUUUAUAAAAAGAUGAAUGCUCUACACUGAAUUUAUAAUGCUCACUUUAUGGUGCCCAUGUCCAUGUUAGUGGUUUUAUAAAAACAUUUGUGAUGUUUUUAAAUUUACAUGAAAAAAUGUUAAAUAAACAAAAUGUAAAGUAACAAAAUUUCUGUGCUUUUUUUAGUAGUCUACACUCAAACAUUGAAACAUAAAUAUCUUUUAAUUAAUAAUCAUAUAAUUUGAGUUUAGGUUGUAAUAUAAUUGCAUUGUGUUGCAUCAAAAUAAUAAACUACAAGAAACACAAAAAUAUUGAAAUUAAAGAAUACAGUCUUUGAGUAAAGCUCAAUUAAUAAAAUAUAAAAUAUAAUUUUAAAUUUUUAGGUUAACAAUAAAUACAAAUUUUGAGUACCCCCAUACUUAGAAGAGAUGAGUUUGUGUACUUAAAACUUUUGUGGAAACUGAUUACCUCAAAAGAUUUAAGUUCAGUCAACUUGUUCGGGUUUACAGUGCAGCUUUUAUGAUUUUUUCUGAAUUUAGAUGGAUUGUGUUAAUGCAGUAGGGUAUUCAGAUAUUCGAGGUUGUGCUGAAAAUAAUGAUACCUAACAAGGCAAGAUGAACAGUUUUUAAAGGUGAAAUACAGAGAUCAAAUCACAAAUAGUCAAAAAUGGCCAAUCUUAGGGUUAAUUUGGCUUAGUCUACCCACCAUUGCUACAGAUGUGCAAUACAUUUUGGAAACCACCUCUUUCUCAGCUUUUCCUUUGUUGGAGUAUUUGUUGCGUGCUCUGUUUUUAGUUGGGUUGCUCAUACUAUGGGUGUGGAAGGCCAUGUAGAUUUGUGAAAAGAGCCAUGACACCAAAAAUAAAUACUGGCUUCUCAAAUAAUAGUAGCAAGUCAGUUAAAUGUCUGAGACACGCAUCUGGUCAGUUACACAUGGGAAAAUGUUAAUCAUGUUCGGCCAUUAAUGAAAUUAACAACAGGUGCACUAAAUUGGUAACAAUGAGACAACCACCAAUAGUGGAGUGAUUAUACACGUAGAUUACAUUGUAUUUACUUUCUUAUCUUUCAUGAGAGUUUUUUCACUACUUUUGUAUUUAGGUAGGGUCAGUGUCAUUACUGGUAAAUGGACAUAUCACACUUUUUUACUCUACUGGAGCACUUAAUACUUUACACAACUUGCCUUAAUAUGCAUAACAAUAAUAAUAAUAAUAAUAAUAAUAAUAAUAAUAAUAAUACAUUUUAUUUAAAAGCUCCUUUCAAAAAACCCAAGGACACCGUACAGAGCAAAUAAGACAGGCAUAAAAACAGGAAAUAAACACAAUAAUAAAAUAAAGUUUAAGAGCAUUGGGAAGUUAUAUGGAGCAGGCUUUCUUGAACAGGUGGGUUUUGAGGGUGGACUUAAAACUGGAGUUUUCAUAUUCUUCCAUUACUUUUUGAGUACUAUAUUUUUUAUUGCACAUUAAUUGCAGAAAGCAAUGAUUAAUAAAACUUUGAUUUAAUGCUAUGUCUGAUUC
Molecule: messenger RNA, 2904 nt
Organism: Oreochromis aureus
Lineage: Eukaryota; Metazoa; Chordata; Actinopteri; Cichliformes; Cichlidae
Product: CMP-N-acetylneuraminate-beta-galactosamide-alpha-2,3-sialyltransferase 1-like
Exons: 7
Coding region: 120-845 (241 amino acids)
Molecular function (GO): beta-galactoside (CMP) alpha-2,3-sialyltransferase activity
Source: RefSeq, a predicted model, not a curated record